GACUGUAAGCAGCAUGGUCAAGGACGCCGGCUGAAAGAGAGCAGGUAAGCAGCAGAAAGCAACCAGGAGGAGCGGAACCUCGUGUUAAGAGCUGUCACAGAAGACGACAGUGAGUUUGAGCUGUUUUAAAGAGAAGACUCCUGUGAAGCAGCGAUGGAUCAGGCAAGAUCAACGAUUACCAAAAUUUUUAACGGGGAGCCGCACUCCUACACCCGUUUCAACUUGACCCAGAACAUGGAAGGUGAUAACAGCCAGGUGGAGAUGAAGCUGUCGUCGGAUAUGGAUGAGGAGGUCGGGGGAAAUGGUGUGGGAGAACACCUCAAUCACAACUCCAACCGCAAACCCUUCGAUGCUAAUAAACUCAGACGCACCCCCAAGAACCUCUGCUUUAUGGCAGCUGGCACCCUCCUCAUUUUCAUCAUCGGGUACUUGAUUGGCUUCUUGGUUCAUCGGAAGAAGGAUGUGGCCCCCAUCUGUGCAGCCUCUGUCCUCUCUUUUGACAAAGUUGUUGUCCCUGAGACCGGUGCGGCCCCCCUCAUGGACUGGGACAAUGUGAAAAAGCUCCUUGCACAGAAAGUUUCCCCAGCCAAAUUUGAGCCUGUUUUCAGUGAGUUUUCCAGUACCUCCCACCGGGCUGGCUCUCAAGGUGACGAGGUUUUGGGAAACAAGGUGCUGACCAAGUUUAAUGAGUACGGCAUGAAAACCUGGACUGAUGAGCACUUUGUGAAGGUUCAGGACCGUCCGGCUUCUGGCUUCAAUAGUUUUGUUUUCAAGAACGGGACAGCUCAGAAACUGGAAGGAUUUCUAUCCUACAGUGCCACUGGAACAGCAACAGGUGCCGUAUUGUAUGCGUAUUACGGGCAGGAAAGUGACUUCAAAAUACUGCAGGACAAAAGCAUCAACAUGAACGGCAGGGUCAUGCUGAUCAGGGCCGGUAGGAUCAGCUUGGCUGAAAAGGUGGCCAAUGCUGCCAAGAUGAAUGCCUCUGCUGUGUUGAUCUACCCAGACCCCUCAAGUUACUUAAAGGAAGGGAACACCCCUCUGUUUGGACAUGUCCACAUGGGUUCAGGUGAUCCCUACACCCCAGGCUUCCCCUCCUUCAACCACACCCAGUUUCCACCUGUCCAGUCUUCAGGCCUUCCAAAAAUCUUGGCUCAAACCAUCCCAACCAGCAUGGCUGAUGGCAUUUUGAAAGAGCUGGGGGGUGAUAACGUGCCCAAUGGAUGGGGGUUGUUCAGCAAACUGGGAGGGGAAGGAGAUAUAAUUAAGGUGGAUGUCGGCAACGUUCUUACAGAGAAGAAGAUAAGCAAUGUCUUUGGGGUCAUAAAAGGCUUUGUGGAUCCAGACCGAUAUGUGGUUAUUGGUGCCCAGAGAGACGCAUGGGGUCCAGGUUUUGCUGCGUCCACCGUUGGCACCAGUGUCCUUGUUGAGCUGGCACGUUCCAUUUCAGACAUGGUGAAGAACGAUGGAUUCAAACCAAGGAGAAGUAUUGUGUUCGUGAGCUGGACGGCUGGGGAAUAUGGGAACGUUGGUGCCACCGAGUGGUUGGAGGGUUAUCUCUCUUCUCUGAGCUUGAAAGCCUUUGCCUACAUCAACCUGGAUGCUGUUGUAACAGGCCAAGAUAGAUUUAAAGUAGCAGCAAGCCCUUUGAUGCACAGUCUGAUUGAGAGCACUAUGAGGGAGGUGAACUUCCGAGACUCGAGGUCUCUUUAUGCUCAAUUUGCAAGGAGCAACCUGGAAGCAAAUGUGCUGCAGCCUCUUCAGAUGAACGAUGCUGCGUAUCCAUUUGUCGCCUUUUCUGGCAUUCCCUCGCUUUCAUUCAGGUUCAACUCAGAUAGAGAUCACUACUCGUUCUUUGGCACAGCGCUGGACACCCAGGACAAUCUGAACACUGCCGUGGCCAGAAAGGUUCCUGAGCUCGCUGAAGUAGCCACCCGUUUCGCCGGCCACAUGGUGCUGAGGCUGGUGCAUGAUCAUCUGCUGCGGUUCGACCUGAAGAAGUACAACAAGAUUAUCAAGGUUCAGGUGGCUCAGAUCAACGGGAAAAUCAUGUCUGUGCGAAGGAAGCAGCCCCAGAAGCUGCCCGAGGCCCUGACGGUGCAGUGGUUGAGCUCGGCCUCGGCCUCGUACGGCCGCGCCUCUCAUGACCUGAUGACAGACAUCCAGAACAGCAACCUUGAUGACAUCGAGAUGUGCCGCAUCAUUAACGAUCGCAUCAUGGCUGUGGAGAGGAGCUUCCUGUCCCCCUAUGUGUCUCCCAGUGACAAUCCUUUCCGCCACAUCCUGCUGGGUUCGGGUGCUCACACUCUCAAGGGUCUGAUCAACCACCUCGACGCCCUCCGUGCCAACAACCCUGAUGCAGAUGCCGAUGCUUUCCGCAACCAGUUCGCCCUGGCCACCUGGACCAUUCAGGGCUGCGCCGACUCACUAGCAGCAAACAUUUGGUCUUUGGAUAACGAAAUCUAAAAAAAAAAAGAAGAAAAAGUUUCCUCCCUCUCCUUCCUUCUCUAUGGUUUGGUCCUCUCUUCAAAACUGACAGUGUGAAAACCAAUCGGCUGUGAUGAUUCAACGACUGUCACAGCGGCACAUAUUUCAAAUUGAACUUAAGGUUAUUGAGUAAAUUUAAAGGUGGAAACUUUUUUAAAUGUUAGAAUCAUCACAGCCAAUAUUUCUAUUUGAUCAUCUCAGCUGCCUACUCCACAAUGCCAAACAUUUAGAAUAGAUUAUACUCAUUUUCCCCGCUGAACCAAUAUCAAUAAUAGUAGGUCAUCCUCUGUUUUACCUUCUUUAGAAAGAAAAAAUUCUAUCAUUCUUCUAACUUCAUUUCAUGUAAUAUCAUUUUUCAAAACGUGGCAUUUUAAAUACGUUGGUGCUAGUAACAACUACCUGAAACAGCCAUUCAAAAGGUGGCGGUGCAACUCAAACAGAGCGAGUUGAAUGUAGUGAAAGUGAUCUGUUUUUACAGCACAGUAUCAUCAGACCGUGAUCUCAGGAAAGGCUGUGUUUGCCAGCUCAGAGAAGAACAAAUCUCAACAUGCUGGUAGGUUAUAAGAAUCAAAACCAUUGAUCAUGUCUACCACAGCUCUCACAGAUCAAAACUGCUGGUUUCUCCGCUGCUGCUGCUGGAGCCUCACGUUCAAACCUGAGCCCGUUUGUGUUGGUAGCUAAAAAAUGUCAUACUGUGCUGAAGUCUGCUACUCGUUAAAGGACGUUAAAGGAGAGGACAGGCCAAGAAUUUGUUCGAGCAACGUUUUGGACAAUCAACAGCUGUUACAUGUAAUGAAACGAAUAACCUGAAAUAGAGAUUAAUCUGAAUGGUCCACCUCCUGACAUUAAGAGCAAACCUCUGUAGGCCUUUUUACAAAAUCAAGAGAGAAGGUCUCCAACCAUAUGGCACUGAAACUGAAACCGUACGUCUAUUUAUUGUGUUAUUUAUUUAUCAGUGGCAGGGUUCACUAUAAAUAGUUUUUUUAUCGCCUUUUAUAAAAAAAAUAAACGAUGUAUAAUUAUCGGGAGCAGUGCCUUCCAUAAUUAUGACAGUUAUACUGUCGAAAUGACAAAAGCAGCAUCUGCUAACAGAAGUGUACAUGUGGACCGACGGCCGUACUGAACACACAGCCUUCAGGAACUUCUCUUCAAACUGCACAACUCUGAGGUGAUUUCUGUUCCUUCUUACUGACACUGGAUUGGCCCCCCCUCUCUGUGUCAGUACAGGUCCUCGGUGCAUGUACACGUCUCGUCCCAUCAUUAUCGGGAGCAGUGUCUUCCAUAAUGUGCAAGAAGAAGAAGGUAGUUUUUAUUCUACCAGUGUGUGUCUGUAUCGGAGGCAGUGCCCUCCAUAUUUCACUGUAGGGGUGGAUGUUUUUUAUUAUCGGGGACAGUGUUUCCCAUAAUGUCUGUAUAUAGGAUACAUUGCUACACACGGCUCGUGUUGUCUGCAUCUUCAGAAGCCUUCUCUGAUGUUUUCUUCGCUGUAGCUUCUUCAGAUGGUGCCAAGUUUUUACAUGAGCUCUUAUCAAAGCAUUUCCCAUCCGUCUGCUUAGUAACACAGAGAAGCUGCGUGUCUUUCAAUUCCUCUGUUGGUCACAUUUUAAUCAAAAGCUUCUAAUGUGAUAUUUCUUUUAUCCACUUCACACGAGACUGAUACAGGAGGCGUUGCUUAAAAUACUAGAUAUGUUACAAACAUAUUUGCGACCACCGUGGUUACAGCCGUGUGGUCCAGUAUUUCCUGUUAAAGAUCACCGAUCUGCAAAAUAAAUGGGUUUGCUUAUAAUGAUGUAGUCAGUGGGAGCGUAAAUUCUGCUUUCUUUUGGGAUGUUUUCUUGUUUAAAGAUUUUCCUUGUGCCUUUUUGUGUUAUGACUGCAGUAUAGAGCUGAGUGCUACAUACAGAACAAUACUUUAUGUUUGGGACGAUGUAUAUUUGGCUUGUUUUGUCAUUUCUCUGUUCUCUUUCUCCCUUCGCCCUGCUUUCUUCUAGAAUCAUAAGUUACUGGUUUAAAAGCCUGUAAUGCUACAAUAUUGUCAGUAAACGUUACCAGGUACACGAUAAUUGUAAAAAGAAAAGAUUAAUUCUAAGUUGGAUGUAAAAAAAAAUUACACAGUGAAUGGUCCUAGAGCUAAUUUGCCGACUCUGGUCAUUCUGUGUUUCCAGUCAUGCCUCCAGUAGAAAAACGGGAGAUGAAAUGUUUUACAUUGAUAGCCUCUCUGCAAACAUCUAUUAAACAUUCAGACAUGCAUGGUUUGAGUGAUUGAGCAGAUCUGCAGGGCUUCAAUAAAACGUGUUAGAAGAAUUAGAUUUAAUUUACUGGCAUCUCGCUGAGAAUGUAACAUACACAUUAUCUUUCUUUUGUAUGAUUCUGGAUGUGGAGGAAUUGGUUUGAAAAAGUUAGUGUUUCAAAAUUCUCACCAGAUGAACAAACAAUGUGUUUAAGAAAUUAAUGUAACUGCUUUUUCAUUUUCUCCAACUGUAUACAAGCUGCUUAACUUUACAUUUGUGUUGCUGCAAUAAACAAUCACAUCACAAACA
This is a messenger RNA of Labrus bergylta (ballan wrasse), 5027 nucleotides long. The record is from RefSeq and is a predicted model, not a curated record. NCBI's taxonomy places the organism in Eukaryota, Metazoa, Chordata, Actinopteri, Labriformes, Labridae.